Molecule: messenger RNA, 1668 nt
Organism: Magnolia sinica
Lineage: Eukaryota; Viridiplantae; Streptophyta; Magnoliopsida; Magnoliales; Magnoliaceae
Exons: 5
Coding region: 1-1668 (555 amino acids)
Source: RefSeq, a predicted model, not a curated record
AUGGGUAGUGCCCUUAUUUGGAAUGCUCGUGGGAUAGGCAACCAGCCUACCAUCAGAACUCUGAAGAAGCUGAUCAGGAAUUUUAACCCAUUGCUACUAGCUAUCCUCGAACCGAUGACCAGAGAGGAGCGGAGGGUGGCCAUUGGUCUGAAGUUGGGUUUUCACUCCUCGUUAUCGAACGGCGAAGAUGGGGGUAAAAUCUGGCUGGUUGUUAAGAAGGUGUGGGAGGGAAUGUGCUCCACCAACCCCAUGGUAAAUGUGCAGUUGAAGCUGAAAAAGACCAAACAAUUACUUAAAGUAUGGAAUAAAGAGGUUUUUGGGAACAUCUUCCACCAUAUCAAGGAGACACAGUCUGCAGCCUUUGACAUCCCUAAAGAUGGCGCCCCAGGCCCUGAUGGGUUUUCUUCUUCCUUCUUCAUUGAGUGUUGGCCAACGGUGGGAGAAGACAUUCACAAAGCUGCAUGCUCCAUGUUCUCGAGAGAAGCGAUCCCUAGAGCCUUUACUGCAUCUCUAAUAUGUCUUAUUCCAAAGUCCUCCGAAGCCUCAAAAUUUGCUAAUUACCACCCAAUUAGCUUGUGUAAUGUGAUCUAUAAAAUUUUCUCCAAGAUUCUCGCUUCACGAUUGAGCAAGGUCCUCCCUAAACUGAUCUCAUUGGAACAGGGGGCUUUCGUUAAAGGAAGAGCGAUCACUGAAAACAUUGUGAUGGCCCUGGAGGCAAUGCAAAAUCUCGACAGGAAAACUAGGGGCGUGAAUAUCAUUCUGAAACUUGACUUGGAAAAAGCUUAUGACAGGAUUGAUUGGAACUUCCUCAAGCAGGUCUUGCUCAAAUUUGGGUUUAAGGAUAGAUGGGUUGCUCUUAUGGAAACCUGCUGGGGUAGUAGUUGGUUCUCGGUCCUGAUUAACGGGGAGGCAGCGGGUUUCUUCAAAUCCUUUAGAGCGGAAGCCUUCUCCAGAUCCUUCAGACAGCUGGUAGUUAGAGGUUGGUGCAAGCCGUUCAGCCCUCCGAGGGGUUGUCCCCUCAUCUCUCACUUAUUGUUCGCAGAUGAUACAUUGUUGUUUGUCAAUGGCAGCCGGGAAUCGCUCAAUACUGUUAAGGAAUUCUUAAGCUCCUUCCAAAAUGUCUUUGGUCAUAGGAUUAACAACACCAAGUGCUACUUUGUUCCUUCCAAGGACUUAUCAGCUACUAGAAUCAGGAGCACAGAGCGCAUUCUGGGAUUCUCUAAAGCCAGAUCUAGGGUGUUUGUCCCAAGCUGGGAGAUUAACCCUCAUCAAGCAUGUCUUGGGAAGUAUUCCCCUCCAUACCAUGGCAGCCAUGAGGACGCCAGCCCAGGUGAUAACAAUAUGGAGUAUAAUUUUGCUCAAUUCUUUUGGGGAUGGGCCGAGGGAAAAAGGAAAUGCCAUUGGAUUGCAUGGAGCAAGAUUGCUAGGCCAAUUGAGGAGGGUGGCCUUGGGGUUAGAAAUCUGAAAGAUGUGUUGUCUACUCUUCAUAUGAAGAUGGCUUGGAAUGUUAAGUAUGGGGACAAAGAGGGCCCUUGGGUGGCCCACAUGCGCACCAUAUAUCGGGGUGAUUUGGAGGAUGCACUUGCAAUCAGAACAUCCAAUCACGCUCCCCCUUAUUGGAAAGAGAUCAGAAACGUCCUUCCGAUUAUCGCCAGGAACGCCCAGUAG